AAUAGCUGAGGGGUGUUGAUGCUAUUUUUCUCAAAAGCAAAUCCUGUAAACGAUACCGUUCCUUGUCUUCUCUUCUCCUCUGCUUCCACUUCCACACCGUUGAACUCUGAAGUCGAGACUCGAGAGCCUUUUUUGUUAGCUUUCGAGUGCUGCUGCCAUGGAGGCGGCGCCGUUUGGUUCCUCAGCUGCAACUGGGCCCUUUCUCCCCUGCUGCUUCAUCGUCUCUCUUAUUUCUCCGCCGCAACAGAUCUCACCAAAAUUAUCUCCAAUUCAAGUCCCCUAGAAGCCUCUCUGUCCGCGCCUCCUCUGCUGGGAAUUCCGGGACUUUACUUGAUUACAGUGCUGGGAAUGUUCUUAGUGUGAGGAAUGCGAUUCGCCAUCUGGGAUUUUAUAUUAAAGAUGUGUAAUAUCAAAAUCGAUUAUUAUACAGCUUCAUUUGGUGCAAACUCCAGAAGAUAACUUGAAUGCAGACCGCCUCAUUUUUUCCUGGCUUUGGAGCAUUUGCUGCAGCAAUGGAUGCGCUUAAUAGUACUGGAUUUUUAGGCAUUUGUCUUGGACUUCAGCUACUUUUUAAGUCUAGCAAGGAGAACGGUCCAGGUCAAGGGAAAGGAUUUGAUAUUGAUUUAAUAAAGUUUAUAUUGGAUGCCGUGAACAUCACUGUGAUUGCGAGUAGAGCAGGAGCUGUAGAACACUUUUCGGAGGUGCUCAUGAAAAUAAAUGCAUCUGCUGCCCUUGCAAGCAUAAUGUUUGCGGGUUCCAAUUCAGUCUGUGAAAGAGCAAUUACUGAAGGAAGGCAUGGAAGUCAGAACUUAAGUAGUGAAUAUUGUUGAAACCUUAGAGAUGCUACUAAUUCAGACACAGAUUAGUCGCGUUACUUUUUAUCUCCAACAGCUCU
Molecule: messenger RNA, 895 nt
Organism: Tripterygium wilfordii
Lineage: Eukaryota; Viridiplantae; Streptophyta; Magnoliopsida; Celastrales; Celastraceae
Product: imidazole glycerol phosphate synthase hisHF, chloroplastic-like
Exons: 6
Coding region: 465-830 (121 amino acids)
Molecular function (GO): imidazoleglycerol-phosphate synthase activity
Source: RefSeq, a predicted model, not a curated record